CUUUUCAAGUAAAAAGAAAAUGUGAAAUGCAUUCCACGAAUCAAAACAAAAAGUGAGAACUGCAUCCAAGUGCAUCGUCAGUCCAGUCGCACCUGAAACGUCAACAUUACCCAAAUGGAUUAUAAUAGUUGAAAAGAUCACGGAGAAGUGGCGUGUCUGUGCGUAAAAAUUGAAUUCUUAGAACGGGCCCCUUGCAUAACGCCCCGCGCCGUCCUGAUUAGGUGGCUGACCUUGGCGCAGUUUUAAGAUAACACAAUGUCCAACUAUCAGCUGCACUCGAACGAGACCAGUAUUUCGAUUCCGCGGAUUAUCACCGUGGACAGCGUCAACUACUAUGAGGUGUUGGUAAAGUGUGGCCACGUCAUGUGGACCGUCAACCGACGGUAUCGGGACUUUGACGAUCUUCACGCCAAAUUGGUUCAGGAGCGCAGUGUAGCCAAGGACAAGCUUCCACCGAAGAAGGUGAUAGGCAACAAAAGUCCCACCUUUCUGAAGAAGCGCCAGGAAGCGCUGGAACAGUAUCUGAAAGAGAUGCUCACAUUCCUGAAGGUAACCAUGCCCAGAGAAUUUGUGGAAUUCCUAGAGUUCCACCGAUACGAUAUCAUCUUUUUGUCGCAAAACCUGGCAAACUGCUUCUUCCUUCGUGGGGAAAGCUUUCUAGCCAAGUCGAAAAAGUAUGGCUUCUCCGUGCUAGAGCUGCACGCCUUCAGUGAGAGACUGAAGAUUCCCUGCCCUUCCACGGAAGCAGCUGACGGGGCGUUGAAUUUUUCCCACAUAAUGGACUUCUGCUCCCAGCUGGAAACGGUCAUAGUGCUACCGACCAAAAACAGCCUGCCGAUGAUUCUGUACGACGACGAUUCCGAUAAGUACAUUCCGCACGCGCUGCACAAACCGAUCGGCAGUAGCAAUAUUAUUCCGUCCCAGUUGCGUUACGAUCUGAGCGUGUUCCGAGGGCUGAAAAAUCUCAUAAUUUAUGGCAUUUCAACGGAGAACAUCGAGAACGUUGGUGGCCUUCGGGAAAGCUUGCUCCGGAUUGAGAUCUACAAAAGCGAAAUCAAGCACAUCCGGCAGAUCACCUUGUGCGAUGAUAUUCACCGGAACAGCACGGAGGAGUUGGAUCGGUCGAAGAUAUGGAAAAACCUGCGACACGCUGUCUUCAAGGAAAAUCAACUGAUGGAAAUCGAUCACUCGAUCCGAUUGUUUCCCAAUUUGAAAGACCUGGUAUUGGACAAAAAUCAAAUAGAAAGUAUAGCCCACCUAAGCCAUUUGAACAACCUGCAAGCGCUGAGUUUACGUUGCAAUCGAAUAGCGGAAUGUCGAGACUGGCACCUACAGCUGGGAAAUUUAGUAAGCCUGAACUUGUCGCAGAAUAAAAUCCGACUGCUGGAGGGCCUAUCCAAACUGUACUCGUUGGUCAAUCUGGAUCUGAGCUGCAAUCAGAUCGAUGACAUCAACGAAAUCGAUCACAUAGGCAAUCUACCGUUGUUGGAAAACUUGCGAUUGAUGGGAAACCCUGUCGCCGGUAGUGUUGAUUAUCGAGCUCGCGUUUUGUCUCGAUUCGGAGAACGCCUCCAGGAGAUCUACCUGGAUAAUGAAAAGGGAAAUCAGUUGGAAUACGAUACGGCGCUGGUGCUGUCGGCUUUGCGAAUAUCAGCGCAGAAUUCUCAACGAAAGCUGCACAGUCUGCUGGAUACGGCCUCCGCGGAGGACAAACUGCCCGGAACAAGUGGCUCCAGUGGGAGCAGAUAGCCCUAGCAUUUGCGGAUGUAUGCAUGUAAGUUCCGGACUUUAUUAGUCGAAUGUUAUAUGUGCGUUUAUGUAUGAUGCCAAGAUAGGGCAGACGUAUCGAGGCGGAUAAUGUUUUAUGUUAGAAAGUUAGAAGCAAUACGGCCUUCUGUAUCUAUUGAUAUGCAUACGAAUUAGGAACGUGAUGUAAAGGCGUUUGUAUGCAUGUGAUCUAUAUACCUACUGAUGCUAUUAUAUGACUCUGAAGAUGAAACAAA
Messenger RNA from Aedes albopictus (Asian tiger mosquito), 2003 nucleotides. Its product is annotated as nischarin. The transcript is spliced from 5 exons. The record is from RefSeq and is a predicted model, not a curated record. Lineage: Eukaryota; Metazoa; Arthropoda; Insecta; Diptera; Culicidae. Gene Ontology annotation, molecular function: integrin binding; phosphatidylinositol binding. The coding region runs from base 256 to 1749 and encodes 497 amino acids. Gene Ontology annotation, cellular component: cytoplasm.